Messenger RNA from Acaulospora morrowiae, 1440 nucleotides. The record is from the annotation of a GenBank genome assembly. Lineage: Eukaryota; Fungi; Glomeromycota; Glomeromycetes; Diversisporales; Acaulosporaceae.
ACAAAAAUCAUCCAUUUUGCCAGCAAACGAAAUUCUGUCAAUAUGAAUCUCGAAUAUGUUCUCAAACUUGGAAUCCAAUUAUUGGAAAUAGUCUGCUUACUAUAUGGACUAAAAUACGUGUUUAAUGUGAUCUAUGUUGCGUACAUUGGACCCCUCAGCAAAAUUCCUGGACCAAAAAUAAGCUUCCUAACUAACUUAUAUAUCUAUAUAAGGCAGAUAAAUGGCAAAAGGUGGAAAUGGUUACAAUACGAGAUUCAUCCAAAGUACGGUCAAGUGGUUCGAGUUUCACCAAGUUUGGUUGUAAUUUCAGACAAAGACAUUCUCAAACAGAUUUUGGUGACGAAUGAAUUGCCUAAAAAUAAGAAUUAUGAAAAAUUACGCACCGACAAAAACUAUUCCACCCUAUUCAACACGAGCCUCAUGGACUUAUGUUGCCUAGAUUUGACAGAGAAAAUCGAUGAAAUAAUUGCAUUGAACGGCUCGAAAGAUGCCGUCGUUGAUAUUUAUAAUUUGAUUCAUUUAAACGCAUUGGACAUAAUUGGAGAGACAUCAUUUGGUGGCUCAUUCAAGUUGGUAAAGUAUGGAAGUCAUCCUCUACCUGGCAAAGUGUUCAAAGAGUUUAGAAGAAGAGUAUUGAAAGCCAUGUUUCCUGCCUUUGGUCAAUUCUUGAAAAUAGAUCCUUAUCUUGUAGAUUUCACGAAAGAAAUAAUAAAAAAACGUAGACAAUCGACCUCCACGAGAAAAGAUUUAUUGCAAGCUCUAUUGGAUGCGAGAGACUCGGAUGGCAAUGGAUUGUCGGAUUUUGAAAUCUUCGACCAAUGCUUUGAGUUCUUACUCGCUGGAAGUGACUCGACCAACUUUGCAACUUCAAUGACAUUAAUUGAAUUAAUCAGGCAUCCUGAAGCAUAUCAGAAGUUGGCCGAAGAACUCGAUAAAGUGGCUUCGGAAUAUGACCCAAAUAAAAAUUUGAUUCCACCCUAUAAUAUUUUGAAAAAUUUGCCUUACCUAGACGCUGUUAUCAAUGAAGGUCUCAGACUUUAUCCUUCCACUAGAGAUUUUGGUCCAGGAAAAGAAACCGUAGAAGAUAUGGUAAUAGGUGAUUACUUAAUUCCGAAGGGCACAUUUCUCAUUGCAAACAUAUUUGCUGUACAACGCUUGAAAGAAUAUUGGGGCGAAAACUCGAAUGAGUUUGUUCCGGAGCGAUGGUUGAAUCCCGAGAAUAUACCGACCAAUGGAUUUAUUCCAUUUUCGGCUGGAUCCCGGAAUUGCAUCGGGCUCAAUUUCGCGCGGAUGGAAAUGAAGCUCACAGUCUCGGCAUUAGUGUUGAAAUAUGAAUUUGAAGAUAUCCCUGGUCAAGAUGAAGAAGUAUUGCAUUUCGUUACUACAGGCUUAAAAACCAAGAGUCAUAAAGUUACAGCUAGAUGCCGAAUAAAAAAAUGA